This is a messenger RNA of Salpingoeca rosetta, 1007 nucleotides long. RefSeq lists its product as uncharacterized. Bases 59 to 652 code for a protein of 197 amino acids. The record is from RefSeq and is a predicted model, not a curated record. Gene Ontology annotation, cellular component: BLOC-1 complex. NCBI's taxonomy places the organism in Eukaryota, Choanoflagellata, Craspedida, Salpingoecidae. The transcript is spliced from 4 exons.
CUCGCAUCGCCGAACGAUCAGCCAUAUCCGCUACUCUUUGUCGUGUCGGAGCGCGUACAUGGAUAUAAUGGCCGACCAACAACGCGACACAACGGCUGCGGCAGUGGUGGUGGAUGUUGACGGGAUGGCGCGGGCGUGUGCGGCGUGCGUGGAUGCCAGGACCCCGACGAGUGACAAGGACUUGGGUGACAUCACAGAGAGUGCAGACCAGCUCCUUGCUCGCAUCGAUGCCUAUGGCGGCCUACUGCAAGCCUUGACAAUGGAACGACAAGAGAUGGAGACAGCAACCCUGCCCAUGCUCAAGGCCAAUUGCGACCGGCUUGUGGAGCUGUUCCACAAGAUUGAUCAGAUUGAAGCUGUGGUGAACAUUGUUCGGGGUAGAAUGCAGGAUGUUGAGGCUGAACUGAACGCGGUAGACAAGAAGCCAAAGAGCACCUCGGUCGUCACUGGCAUGUUCCGGUCUCUUCGUGCAGGCUUUCUCGGGCGACGGUCCGCGUCGCCAUCAUCAUCAUCAUCCUCAUCAUCUUCUUCGAGUGCACCACCGCCUGGCGGGAUAGCAGUAGAGCCCGACCCAAACUGGCAGCCGCCGCAACUCUGGUCAACACCAGACAUAUUCCCUGCCACAACACCACCGCCGCCAGCAACCCAAUAGUGUGGCGUGUGGCAUGUCGGCGCACUCCCUGCGCACUUUUUAAGCCCGGCUCGCUCCAGUUCAACGCUGUGACAUGUUACAGGACUAGCCAGCAAUGCAUGCUUGUAUCUCUGAGUAUUGUGUUGUGUUGUUGUAUGUGUGUGUGUGUGUGUGUGUGUGUGUGUGUGUGUGUGUGUCGCACCUUAGCAACCCCUCCCCCCCCCCCUGUUGGCAUUGCACAAACGAACUGUGCACGAUUGUACGGUAUACAUGUGCGAGCUUGAUACGUUGUACGUGGGGGAUACAUGGCAGCACCAAGUUGCAAUACCAAGUUGCAAUACACACCACAAGAAUCAUACACAGACGUGCGACGUAA